Messenger RNA from Peniophora sp. CBMAI 1063, 373 nucleotides. Lineage: Eukaryota; Fungi; Basidiomycota; Agaricomycetes; Russulales; Peniophoraceae. The record is from the annotation of a GenBank genome assembly.
CACGUACAAUGGGCCAUUAUUCUUGAACUUCAUACAAGGGCUACUCGACAAUAUGAACCCAUUCCCUCUACCCAAUUCCGUCAUCAUCAUGGAUAACGCCUUUUUCCAUCACGGCGAGCCUAUUUGGGAUGCUAUCGAGUCCCGGGGCAUGCGGCUCGAGUUCCUUUCGCCAUACUCACCGGAUCUUGAUCCCAUCGAAGAAGAAUUUUCUGCUAUGAAGGCUUGGUUGCGCCGUAACCAGGAUGUUGCUCGCGGAGAGCUCUCGGGAGAGCCUUCUGCCGACCCGUUUGAGUUGAUUCGUACCGCCGUUUUCGACUCUAUGACACCGGACAACAUCGCCGGUUGGUAUCGCCACAGUCACUACACAACGUAG